This is a messenger RNA of Telopea speciosissima, 1349 nucleotides long. RefSeq names its product rust resistance kinase Lr10-like. NCBI's taxonomy places the organism in Eukaryota, Viridiplantae, Streptophyta, Magnoliopsida, Proteales, Proteaceae. The coding region runs from base 17 to 1174 and encodes 385 amino acids. Gene Ontology annotation, biological process: protein phosphorylation. The transcript is spliced from 2 exons. Gene Ontology annotation, molecular function: ATP binding; protein kinase activity. The record is from RefSeq and is a predicted model, not a curated record.
UGUAUUUGUCCAAGUGAUGGUGAUAGUAGCGUUUAUCAUGAUAGGAAGGGCAUCACUUGGGAUAUUGUGGCUAAUACCCUUUCUGAUCUACAAAUUACUCAGGAAACAUCUGUCAAUGGAUGCCAGAAUUGAAGAGUUCUUAAAUAACUACAGGAAUCACACGCCAAUGAGGUAUUCAUAUUGGGAAAUUUGGAAGAUGACCAGACGUUUCAAAGAAAAAUUAGGCCAAGGAGGCUUCGGCUCUGUAUACAAAGGAGUGCUUCCCAACGGCCAUCCGGUUGCAGUAAAGAUGUUGAGCAAGACUAAAGGGAAUGGGCAAGACUUCAUCAACGAAGUUGCUACUAUUGGAAGGAUUCAUCACAUUAAUGUUGUGCAACUAAUUGGGUUUUGCGCAGCAGGAUCUAAGAGGGCCCUUCUAUAUGAAUUCAUGCCUAAUGGAUCUCUGGAUAAGUAUAUAUUUGCUCAAGAUUCUAAAAGAAACAAUCUAAGCUGGGACAAGUUGUAUGAGAUUGCUAUAGGUAUUGCUCGUGGGAUUGAAUAUCUACAUCAAGGUUGUGAUAUGCGGAUUUUACACUUUGAUAUCAAGCCUCACAACAUUCUUCUUGAUGAGAACUUUACUCCAAAAGUUUCAGAUUUUGGGCUUGCAAAACUCUACCCAACCGAUGAUAGUAUUGUAUCUGUAACUGCUCUACGAGGGACAAUAGGGUACAUGGCUCCUGAACUAUUUUACAGAAAUUUAGGAGGAGUUUCGUAUAAGUCUGAUGUUUAUAGUUAUGGAAAGUUAUUGAUGGAAAUUGCUGGAAGAAGGAAAAACAUCAACUCACUUGUUGAUAACUCAAGCCAAAUUUACUUCCCAACAUGGAUAUAUGAUCGGUUGGAUCAAGAAGAAGACUUGGAUUUGGGGACUGAAACAGAGGAUGAAAAGGAUACAGUGAAGAAACUGAUUAUAGUUGCAUUAUGGUGCAUACAAAUGAAGCCUAACGAUCGUCCUUCAAUGAGCAAAGUCAUAGAAAUGCUAGAGGGCAGUGUGGAACUUCUGCAAAUGCCACCCAAGCCCUCCUUAACAUCUCUUGAUGAAGCUCAUGUAGCUAUCUCAGAUUCCGCACAUCAAACAAUUUCUUGGGAAUCAAAUGCCUCCUUCACGGACUCCAUUAUCUCAAAUGUGAAUGUAUAACAAUUUAUUGCAUGACACUUUUUUUUUUUUUUUUUAAAUCUCUUUAAUCUGUUUCCCCCUUUCCUCUAACAUAUAUGCUUUGUAUUUUAGUAGUUCUCUACUUGUAUGUUCAGCAGUUAAAUUGUUGGUUUUAAAUUUUAAAAAAUGACUAAAAAUGAGGGGCUUUAUUUUGCCA